This is a messenger RNA of Acanthochromis polyacanthus (spiny chromis), 4493 nucleotides long. RefSeq names its product calponin homology domain-containing protein DDB_G0272472-like. The transcript has a single exon. Lineage: Eukaryota; Metazoa; Chordata; Actinopteri; Pomacentridae. The coding region runs from base 1485 to 3275 and encodes 596 amino acids. The record is from RefSeq and is a predicted model, not a curated record.
CCUGCCGGCUGCAUGGAAAAGUGCAGAGUUUUGGUUUGGAUUGAUUAACCAAAUGGUUUUAUGUAAACGCGGGUAAUCCCAUCUCAGAACAUCAGGGUACUUCUGCUUGACCGUCUCUGACUGGGUUGGACCUUUGUUUUAUUUUUAAUCAAAAGCUAUGGAUAUUUAAAAUGUUAACUGGUAGCUGAAUCAAUGCUAUAAUGGGAAAUAUCUGUGGAAGUUUCAAGCUUUUAUCUGUAAUGGUUCCUGAUAUAUUGUUCUUCAAAUUGCCUCAAAUUUCUGUGUAAAAAAAAAAGCUACCUAAAGUUUAAAAACAGCAAAAAUAAACCCAUGAAAGUAUUUGAUAUAUAAAGCUAUAGUCCAUAUUUUAUGCUAUGAAAAUUUUGGACAAAUCAUGGAUGGUCAAGCAGAAACUGACAGACAAACCCACAAAUAUACAGUCUGAAAGUCAAAGGUGGCAACUUCACAAUGAUAUCAUAGAAGAACCUUUUGGCAAGAAGCUCUUAAAAGAACCAUUUAUUCUUUAAGAAACCCCCAAAAGUGCUUCAAGGAAAUAUUUCGCGAAAAUAUUUUCUUUGAGAGACCAUUUUUCUAAUAGAGUUCUUUGCAGACCCAUCUGGUUCUAUUUUUCUGACCAGACUUGAUAUCUAAUUUUUAAGCAGGAAAGUCAAAUGUUAGAAUUUGCACCAUUCUGGUUUCUUUCUAGUAAAACCUAAUUGGGGUUUUCUGAUGUUUAUAGGACAAAUGACUAAUCAGUAAUGAAACUAGCAGUUAGUUGCAGCUCAAUUGCUUGCGACCAAAUCAAAUAACCUUUAAUCGUAGGAGCUUCAGCAAGAAUCAACUGGACUUCUCUUGUAGGCUGUUGAAGAUGUUUCACCUUCAUCCAAGAGGCUUCUUCAGAACAGUAAUAUUCUCUAUAUUCUGGUACUCCGCAUCAGUCAGUUAGAACUGAAGAACUGUCUUGGAUGAAGGUGAAACGUCUUCAACCUACAAGAGAAGUCCAGUUGAUUUUUACUGAAGCUCCUACGAUCACCAUGACCUGGAUGGCUGAGAAUCUUCACAGACUAAUAACCUUCACUUUUGAGAACUACCUAAAGUACCCAAAGAAAGCGGUUCUUCAAUUGGUGUCGACACUUUGAAGAACUAGAGAUUGUUGAUCUGUAAAUAUAAGAACUGAACUAGUCAAAGACGUAGUUGCUUUAGUAAAUAUUCUGAUAUAUUUCUAAGAACUAGAACAGUUUCAAAACUCCCAACAUGCGCAAGGAUUCCAAGUUUUUGCGGCAUUUGACUUUUGAUUUGUGAGAGUGGAUGAUCACCUCCUGCACCCUUAACACCUCCUUGCCUGCUGUGUGUCGGUACUUAAACAGAUUUUGACGAUGAGCUAAAACCUUUAAACCUUUGAACCUUCAGUCUCGGAGCAUCCCAUCCGAGGCGCCAAACUCAGAUUGGCUCUCAGGGACGAGCUGAGGACCAUCCACGAGAAGAUGGAGGCCAAGAGGAUCGCUCGCAUUGCGCUGGCCGAGAUCAGGGCCUUCCUCGCCGAGGAAGAGGAGGAGAGGGAGGCGGCCUGGACGAUGAAGAUGAAGACACUGGAGGCCGCCGAAGAGAAGCUGAGGGAGGAGAGGAGGAAGGAGGCAGAGAGGAUGGAAAGGGAAAAGGCAGAGAAAGAGAGGAUGGAAAAGGAGCAAAGGGAGAAAGAGAGGAUGGAAAAGGAGCAAACGGAGAAAGAGAGGAUGGAAAAGGAGAGGACGGAGAAGGAGAGGAUGGAAAAGGAGAGGACGGAGAAGGAGAGGAUGGAAAAGGAGCAAAGGGAGAAAGAGAGGAUGGAAAAGGAGCAAAGGGAAAAGGAGAGGAUGGAAAAGGAGCAACGAGAAAAGGAGAGGAUGGAAAAGGAGCAAAGGGAGAAAGAGAGGAUGGAAAAGGAGAGGACGGAGAAGGAGAGGAUGGAAAAGGAGCAAAGGGAGAAAGAGAGGAUAGAAAAGGAGCAAAGGGAAAAGGAGAGGAUGGAAAAGGAGCAACGAGAAAAGGAGAGGAUGGAAAAGGAGCAAAGGGAGAAGGAGAGGAUGGAAAAGGAGAAGGCAGAGAAAGAGAGGUUAGCUCGAGAGAAAGCAGAAAAGGAAAGACAAGAGAUGGAGAGGCUGGCUAAAGAAAAGGCUGCCAGGGAGGAAAGAGAACGACUGGAAAGACAACGGGCGGAGAAGGAAAGGAUGGAGAGAAUCGCUAAAGAAAGGGAGCGAAUAGAACGAGAGAAGGUGGAGAAGGAAAGAUUGGAGAGGGAGAGAAUCGCCAGAGAGAAGGAACGUCAAGAAAAAGAACGAAUCGCUAGAGAACGAGCAGAGAAAGAAAGACUGGAGAGGGAGCGCAUCGCCAAGGAAAGGGAACGGCUGGAGAGAGAAAGACUCGCCAAAUUAAAGGCUGAGAAAGAAAGGUUGGAAAGAGAAAGACUGGAGAGAGAAAGGGUUGCCAAAGUGAAAGCAGAGAAAGAAAGACUGGAAAGGGAAAGACUGGAGAAGGAAAGGAUGGCGAGAGAGAAAGCAGAGAAAGAAAGACUUGAGAAGGAACGCAUCGCUAAAGAAAAGGAAAGACUUGAGAAGGAAAGGAUCGCCAAAGAAAGAGCAGAGAAAGAAAGAUUGGAAAGGGAAAGACUGGAAAGAGAAAAGGUCGCCAAAAUAAGAGCAGAGAAAGAAAGAUUAGAAAGGGAAAGACUGGAGAGAGAAAGGGUCGCCAAAAUAAAAGCAGAGAAAGAAAGAUUAGAAAAGGAAAGACUGGAGAGAGAAAGGGUCGCCAAAAUAAAAGCAGAAAAAGAACGACUGGAAAGGGAAAGACUAGAGAGAGAAAGGAUGGCUCAAGAGAAAGCAGAGAAAGAAAGAUUAGAAAGGGAAAGACUUGAGAAGGAAAGGAUUGCCAAAGAAAGAGCAGAGAAAGAAAGGCUUGAGAGGGAACGCAUCGCCAAAGAAAGAGAAAGAAUCACAAAGGAGAAGAUGGAGAGAGCAGUGAAGGAGAAAGAAGAGAAGGAAAGAGCAAGAAUCGCCCAGGAGAGAUUGGAGAAUGAGAGAGCUGAGAGAGAAAUGGCAGCCAGAAGGGAGAGGAUGGAAAAGGAGCAAAUGGCGAAGGAGAAGUUGGAGAAGGCGUCCAGAGAAAAGGAGGUCACGGAGAGGCAGCGGCUGCUCGAACAAAACGCCGCCAAACCAAACGUCUCGCAGCCGAAAGCUCCGGCGGCGGCGAACAUGGCGGCAGUCAGGAGAGAGAGGAGCGUCGGAGAGAAGAAGAAAUGAUGUCAUGAUGCGAAGAGAUGACCUCACAAACGGUGCUAGGACUCUAAUUGGUCGCUUAGAGAAAGAGUAGUUUUAAAGACCGUUGAACUCGAAACAGUUCAUGUGUGUUCUUUUUUGUUCCAUAAAAAUUUAAAAAAUGGGAAUUUGUUUGAUUUUUUUUUGGGUGUUGUCAACUAAAAAAUGGAGGUUCCCCAAACGACUUUACAUCUUUAAUUAGUUUCCUUGGCGUCUCCUGUCUGCUCUGUAUAAACAUUGCCUGCAGUUCAGCCAAAAAGUCUGUAAAUUCACAGCUGAGUCACUAAGGACUUCUUAGUUGAACUGAGAAGCACAUUUUUUUGUAAUUUAUAUUUUACAGAAUCUUGUCAAUGCAAAUGGCACAUUUAUUUCAAUUAGACAUGUAGAAUAAAAUGGCUUUCAUGAAAAACUAUGAUAGAAACUACUCAGCAGCAGCUUCCCUAAUUUCCUUUAGUUUAUAGAUGAUUAAUUAAAAUAGCAGCUGCUGUUGAUUUGCAUGACUUUGUUUUACUUUUUGCUUUUUUGCGGAUAAUCAAAAUUAGUAGCAGUUAGUAGCUGCACAUGAAUUUAUUAUCAAUCAUAAAGGAUGAGAAGGUCUAUAAUUUGUGAUCUUUCACUGGUCUUAAAAUAGAUAAAUAAUCUGUAAAGUUCCAUCUAAACAUGAACUCUCUUUGUGUUUGUUUUUUUCUUUGCUUGUGUCUCAUUUUUCUUCACUGUUGGUUCAGUUUUCAAUCUAAAGUCCUGCAGCUUUAUGGAAACAAAAACUUCUUUGCUUUUUUGCCUUACAAAAACUGAAAUAAUUUCAGUUUUGGACAAUUGCUCAUUUUUGACAAAUUUUAAUCCAGUUUUGAGUCUCUGCUCAUCACCAGUAGAAAGAUGUUUCACCAUGCUGAAUGUAUCUCCAACAACUUGCUGCUCUGUUCACUGUUUCUGAGCCAUGCUGCUUUUAUUUAGUGAUGUAGUAAAGGGUUUUUUUUUUUUGCUCUCAGUCUCUCUAUGGAAACACUGCCUGCAGUUCAACCUGAAACCUAUUCUGUUCUAAUCAAAUGCCGUAAAAAUAAUAAACAUGACCUCCGAACUCCUCAGCACAAUGUGAUAGACGUUUGUAGAGUUUUCAGGUUGAACUGCAGGUAGUGUUUCCACAAUGGUUUAUUUUUGUGAAUUUUUAAAUGAGACCUGUAGAAUAAAGUGAUUUUAAUGAAA